GGUUCAGAACAGCAGCGUUUUGCCUUCAUCAGUACCAAUCAGUUCUUUUUAUCGAGUGCCAAAGGGGACAAAAUUUGCGAAAAAAGAAUUAAGUGCAAUUUUCAAGUGUUCAAGUGUAAAGUACAAGGAUUAACUAAAAUGUUGUCUGUGACAGGUAUUAUUUUGGCGCUAUGCUUAUCAGCGGUAUAUGCUGACGUAUCACACAUCGUGGGUGACCAUCAUCAGUCAACUACAACUACACCACAACCACCGCCAGUUCCUUAUGCGUUCAGCUACACCGCAGGAAGGUUUCCUGGUCAUGUAGACAGACAACAUACUGAACAUUCCGACGGUUCUGGCACAGUAAGAGGAAUAUUCCAGUAUGUGGACCCCCGAAACCAAGUAAGAACCGUCGAAUAUCAAGCUGAUGAGAACGGUUUCCAUCCAGCCUUGAGUCACGUUCCUGAACCAAACAAGGAUACUGAAGCCGUCGAAAGAGUUAAGCAAAGACAUCAUGAAUUAUACGAGAAAAUAUCGGAGCACCACAAACAAUUGCAGAACUACCCCCAAAUCAUUGAGCAUUCUCUUCCAAGAGAAACACAUGCUGUAGCAAAUGCAAGACAACAUCAUCUAUCCUUAUUCGAAAAAAUAGCAGCAGAACAUGAACAGCUUGCAGCACAAAGAGAAGCUGAAAGAAUACUUUUCGAAUCCACGUCCAUCAAAAAUGAACUUCAAGCACCAGAAGAAGAAUCUUAUCAGCAACAAUAUGGACACCAUUGAAAACAAAUACAAAGAUUUGUGGACUUCAACAACUACACAACAUUCACAUAAAGAAAAUAAU
Messenger RNA from Ctenocephalides felis (cat flea), 820 nucleotides. It is a transcript of the gene Cpr57A, whose product is annotated as larval cuticle protein LCP-17. Gene Ontology annotation, molecular function: structural constituent of chitin-based larval cuticle. The record is from RefSeq and is a predicted model, not a curated record. Lineage: Eukaryota; Metazoa; Arthropoda; Insecta; Siphonaptera; Pulicidae. The transcript is spliced from 4 exons. Bases 139 to 759 code for a protein of 206 amino acids. Gene Ontology annotation, cellular component: chitin-based extracellular matrix.